This is a messenger RNA of Labrus mixtus (cuckoo wrasse), 1008 nucleotides long. RefSeq lists its product as uncharacterized. Gene Ontology annotation, molecular function: G protein-coupled receptor activity. Bases 1 to 1008 code for a protein of 335 amino acids. Gene Ontology annotation, cellular component: membrane. Lineage: Eukaryota; Metazoa; Chordata; Actinopteri; Labriformes; Labridae. Gene Ontology annotation, biological process: G protein-coupled receptor signaling pathway. The transcript has 7 exons. The record is from RefSeq and is a predicted model, not a curated record.
AUGCCCUGCUGUCCUGCCUUGUUAGUGAGUGGAGUGUUGAACGUGACGGUGCAGGUGGAGCGUCCGUGGCCAGAUGCAGAGAAGUGGCUGCUGGUGGCGGUGCUGGGCGUGGAGAUGGUGAUGGGAGUGCUGGGAAACAGUCUGGUUCUACUGGCCAAAGUAAUGUGUCGGGGUCAGUUCUGCUGUCGGUACUGGCUUCCUCUCAUCAGUCUCACUCUGUCGGACUUUGUCUACAGUAACACAUGUUGUUCACUCAUAUGUUUAUCAAUGACUGAUGAUGAAGGCUGCUCCGUCCUCAUCAUCAGCGGAUCCUUCCUCGCCAUGCUGACAGGAGGUCAGAGGUCACCGUGGUGUGAGGUUGUCAGCCUUCUGAAGUUUGCUUUCAUCUCCUCCUCUAUCGGGAGCAUAGCCAUUUUAUGUGUCCAGCGACUGAUUGGCCCCGCCUCCACAGGAAGUGCUCUGUUUGCUGUCAUGGUGACAGCUUGUUUGGCUUCCUGGGUGACAGGCGUGGUGUUCGGGAGCGUUCCUGUCGUUUACGCUUGGAUCAAGUACGACCCUGCAGAGAUGCUGUGUGCUGUGUUUUGGGAGAACAGUUAUUCAGACAUGUUGGUCUACAUUCUGUGUGCGUUCUCCGUCUGCAUCUUUGUCCCCGUCCUCCUCAUCUUUACUUGCUCCCUGCUUAGUGCCCUUGGCUGUGGCUUCACCCCCUACAGUGAUGAAGAGUCAGAUCUGUCUGAGGUCACUCCUCUGCUUGUGGCAUCCUACAUGUUCUGUUACACCCCCUUUGUGGUCUCUGAGCUGAUCCUGCUGGGACGGAUGGACCUGUUGCCAGCUCCUGAUUGGUUGAGGACGCUGUCAUCAGUGAUGUCAUACCUGGACUGUGGUCUGAAUCCCCUGAUCUACUGCUCCCAUCAGGACUUCAGGGAGGCUGGGCUUGCCCUGCUCUGGACCAAUAGGAAGCCGCCAUCAGAGCCGGUGCUGACAGCCAUCACCAAACACGAGCUGUGA